This is a messenger RNA of Ceratina calcarata, 1875 nucleotides long. RefSeq lists its product as uncharacterized. The record is from RefSeq and is a predicted model, not a curated record. Gene Ontology annotation, cellular component: mitochondrion. The transcript is spliced from 5 exons. The coding region runs from base 232 to 1314 and encodes 360 amino acids. Lineage: Eukaryota; Metazoa; Arthropoda; Insecta; Hymenoptera; Apidae.
CGUACGUAUGUAAACGUGCACACGUAAUAAGUAGGAAUAUAUUUCAACUUCAACUUUACUAUACGUACGAAACGUCAACCAGUUUACAUGACGGUUACGCAUCAAAAUACGGAAGAAUAUUCGAGAAAUACGUACAUGUGUGCUGCAUGAUAAUAAGGUGUCAGUAUAAAUGCUAAAACAUUCGUAGGUUAAGUUACUUUGAAGAAACCGGAAUGUGAGACUGAUUUCAGGAUGGCACUGCAUCGAAUUAGUAAUUCAUCCGAGUUAUUGAAAGCUCUAUCUCGCGUUUCUCUCACAGUAAAUGCGUCAUUAAACGAAAUGCAGUGCACGCGACACGCGCUACUGUAUCAACAUCGUAUGAAAAAUCUUCACGUUACAAGUGUUCGCCGCUAUCCUGAUCCUCCUGCGCUACCACUCCCUACGAACGUGUCCGAGAUAUUUGCAAAUGAGACCGGUCGAUUUACACCGGAAAGAGCACGCGACAUCGCAGCACCAGUACUACUCUAUAGUAAUAACGAUCGCAAAUCAUUUUACAAAACGGAACAAUUAACGAAACCAGCGGAGUGCACGAGCAGCUUGAAAAAUUGUAACGACACGCAUGUGGAGUCAUAUGACUGUUUCGGAGCGGUCAGUUUGAAUGGCUCGAUGCAGAGCACUGUGCCAAAACCAUUUUGUUCCAACGGGAAAUCAAUGUAUUUGAACAUGCCGGGCGGUCAAUGGGCCAGAGACGGAAAGUAUAUCGCCGAGGACAUGCAAAAGUCGCAUUACCGAAGUAUUCAUCUGCCACAAUUGAAGCUGAACAAAAGUGGUUUGACAAGUCAUGUUGCAACGAAUACACUUUUCCAAACAAUGUACACGCCGAAAUACAUCUGCAGUACGGGAUUUUCAACUAAAACAAAUCAUGUCUUAAGUUCCAAAGAAAAAGUGGAUGCGAUUUUAUUAUCCAGGAGAGAAAGGUUUAAAAUAUUAAUGAAAGAAUACGGAACUACUGUUGUCAUAUUUCAUAUAGGAAUUUCUCUGGUAUCUCUUGGCGCUUGUUACGCAGCUGUAUCUAGUGGGAUAGAUUUAAAACCUAUCAUUAAUAAUAUUUAUGUCACAUCCAACCAACAAAUAGACAGUGCUAUUAAUACUUCGUCAACUUUCUUGAUUGCGUAUAGCAUUCACAAGUUAAUGGCGCCUAUUCGAAUAUCACUCACGCUAGCAGUAACACCAUUCCUUGUAAGAUAUUUGAGAAAAAUUGGAUUUCUUAAACGUCCAAAAAAAGAAUUGUUAAAUGAAAAGAAAUUAAGUGACAAAUCAAUGAAAUUACAAUAACUGUAAUUGACAGUUUUUACCUACUCCAUUCCGAGUAAUUGUAUAUUUUAUUAAAUAUAUAUAUAUAUAUAUAUAUGUAUGUAUAUACUUGUAAACAGAUUUGAUUCAAAUAAACUUACAUGUAUAAAUUAUUUAUUUUUAUGUAUAUAAUCUUGAUUUAUUAUAUAAAGAAUAUAAUAAUCAUAAUUACUUUACACAACGUCACGUAUAUUUCAUACUUAUAUGACACUUUGCGCAUUUACUAUAAUGUAAGUACGGCUGCUUUAAUUACACAGUAAAUUUUUUACUAAUAGCUUUUUCUUUUAUUAAUCGCCGUAGAUACAUGACAUACACAAAAGCUCGACAGUUUCAAUGGACGAAUUGAUCAGUUAUACUGGAACAAUGAUUGUGCUUGACGCGCGAGUGUUUACAGAAUAUUUUUCGAUUAGAACUCGCACUUAUCAAGACUUUCAAGAUUUGAUUUGAUUACGCAUAGGAAACAUACGAAAAUGCCAACUACUUGGCAAACAUGUAUAUGUACAUAAUCUUUUAAAAAUAUAUUAUAGUACAUAGUAAAAUUAA